AUGAGUAUCGACGCUGGCGGUCUUGCUCAAAUGACUUACAACAACAACUUCAAUAAUGGCACUUCCCUCGGUGUGCCGGGCUCCGGCUUCGCCUCGAGAGGGAAGGGCUCUCACAUCAAACGCCUGAGUAUGCCUCCUCAGGUGGCCAACAUGGACGAAUCGCAGCAGUCUUCUGUUUCGACUCCACGCACCAGCCGCUCGCAUCUCCUGGCUGGCCUGCGAACCGCCCCUAGAUCCGCCACCAUUCCCUCACACCACCACCAGCAACCUGGUAUGGACAGUGGACGCUUCCCUGGAUCCAACCGAGGAAUGGAUCGGGUUCCUCAGACUGCUACGGGAGCUGGUUUCCCGCAGCAUAGAUACCCUUCGAACCAGCGGAUGAACGCGCAGCAGCAGCAGAACCAGAACCGCCCAAUGUACACUAUGCCGGAGCAGGUGCUCGCUCCUCCUACCUUUGAUGACUCGGGUAUCGAUGAGAGUAUGUACGCGGAAUUGAUGUCGACCAACCUCUUCCUGGCCGCACAGCAGCAGCGUCUGCAACAGCAGCUGAUCAGUGUAACCGCUGCCGCCCAACAAUUCCAGGGUCUCACCCUUGGAGGCAUGGGAGGCAUGUCGCUUCAUCAGCAGCAGGCCAUGCAACAGGCCAUGCCCUCGCUGAAUACAAACCUCCCUGGCAUGGGGUUAUACCAGCAACAGCUCCAGCAGGGUGUGCAACCGAUCGUGCAGCCAGUUCCUGGCCAACCCGGCCUGUACUGCGUCUACAACCCUCUUACAGGCCAGCAGAGCUACAUCAUGGACAAUAGCACCCAGGAGGAUUAUUCACCUCAGCCGUAUGAACAUCAAUCGUCAAACCAGCAGGUGCCUCAAUUCCGAGCCGAGAUCUCCCCUCCGGCGGAGUCGCAUCCAUCUCAGAUGUACUUUUCGCAGCCGAUCUCUCCUCCCAGUGGAACUCCUUCGCCGCCGGUCGAGUCUGCAAACGGGCUCCGCCGGAAUCACAGGAAGAAUCCUUCGUUCAACCCUACGCUGAAGACAACCAUCGACACCACCAAGGCCAAUGUCGGUAACGGUCCUCGUUCAGCUGCUCUGCCGCCUACGCCUGCUACUGGAACCUUUGCCCCCGGUCAUUCCCGUGCUGGUGAGCACCCGAUCCGUCAGCCUCGUGGACCUCCAUCCCUCGAGGAUCUCGUGGCCAAGCCUACUUCCAAGCAUGAGGGCAGCAAGAACUUCGCUACCCGCCAGCGGCGCCGCGCCGUCCACAACUUGGUGCGUGCUGGAAUCGAGCGUCGUGGCGAUGCUCGUAGCUAUGGAUAUAACAGCAGUGGCGGUACCAACACACCGGCCAGCGAGAAGGAAUUCACCUUCUCCGAUGGUGAUGAUGCGACUGUCCGCAGUGAUAGCCUCUCCAGCAAGCCCAGUCUGGGCAGCCUCCGCGCUGCGGCUAAUGGUGCUAUUGGAUCUGAGCGCAAGGAGAAGACCGGCCGUGACCGCAACUCCCUUGACAGCCCUUACUCCAGUGCCACCCCGACCAGCGAGGAUGGCUACUUUGGAUCGAAGUUCACCGAUGCUCACGCGGACCAUGUUCCUUCGCCGACAGGCACCUCGUCACCCUCUGUGGCGUCUGUCGUCGCAAGCCAGGGGCAACAGCAGGCUCAAGCACCAGAGCGCCGCAAGACACCUAUGCUUGUGUUGUCCAGCGCUGAAAAGCGCAAGACCCCUAUCAUGUAA
Molecule: messenger RNA, 1725 nt
Organism: Penicillium atrosanguineum
Lineage: Eukaryota; Fungi; Ascomycota; Eurotiomycetes; Eurotiales; Aspergillaceae
Exons: 1
Coding region: 1-1725 (574 amino acids)
Source: RefSeq, a predicted model, not a curated record